Emiliania huxleyi CCMP1516 is the source of this 729-nucleotide messenger RNA. RefSeq lists its product as hypothetical. Lineage: Eukaryota; Haptophyta; Isochrysidales; Noelaerhabdaceae. Bases 1 to 729 code for a protein of 242 amino acids. The transcript is spliced from 5 exons. Gene Ontology annotation, molecular function: nucleotide binding; nucleic acid binding. The record is from RefSeq and is a predicted model, not a curated record.
AUGUCUCUCUCCGCCUACGAGCUGGAGCGGCUCGAGAACAUCCGCCGCAACCACGAGCAUUUGGCCCGACUCGGGCUGAAGGACAUGCCGGCGCCAAACGUCUACAUCGAGCACGACCCCGACGAGGACGAGGGUAGGCGACGGCGCAAGGCGCAGAGGAGGCCUCUGGUUCUUGGCGGCCGCGACGCCGCCGCGGCGUCUGCGUCCGAGGAGGAGGAGGAUCCGGACGCCCUUCCUGUCGAGCGAGAAGAGGGGCUGCGGCUCACUCCGCUCGAGAGGCGUGUGUACUCCGCGCUCCGCGAGAUUCGCAACGCCAAGGCCCGCUCGAUCCAGCGGUCGAUGUUUGUCGUCUGCAACAAUCGGACGAUGGUCGACAUGUGCAAGCGAGUGCCCUCCUCGCCCAAAGAGCUGCGGCAGUGCCACGGGAUGGGGGAGGUCAAGGGCGAGAAGAGGCGGCGGAAGAAGAAGGCGAGGCGGGCGGUGCCGCUCGACGGGCUGAGCGAGGAGGAGCUGCUCCGCAUGCAGCAAGAGCUCUUUGCCAGCGCGCGGCAGCACGUCAUUCGCUUGAUGGACGAGCGCGAGCCCGCCGCCCGAUUCUUCGAGCGGCAGAUCGACUCAAGCGGCGGGUGCUCGAAGACGCGGAAGAGGCUGCGAGAUCUCGCAGCCACGGAGCCCGACGACCCGGCAGUGGCGUGGCCCCCUCUGGCCCAGCGCGCGCGCGUCGUGUAA